Hyla sarda is the source of this 2842-nucleotide messenger RNA. RefSeq names its product guanylate-binding protein 4-like. Bases 66 to 1886 code for a protein of 606 amino acids. Gene Ontology annotation, molecular function: GTPase activity; GTP binding. The record is from RefSeq and is a predicted model, not a curated record. The transcript has 11 exons. NCBI's taxonomy places the organism in Eukaryota, Metazoa, Chordata, Amphibia, Anura, Hylidae.
AAAGGGAGGGUAGAGGGGGAGGUCAGUGAAAGCCGAGAACAGAUCUUCUCUACACGACUUAAAAAAUGGAAUAUCCAGUGUGUUUCAUAGAGAACCAUGAAGAUGGAACAAUCCAAGUCAAUAAGGAGGCCCUGAACAUCUUAUCCCACUUUACUCAGAAGGUGGUUGUGGUGUCCAUAGUUGGGAAAUACCGUACUGGGAAGUCUUAUCUAAUGAACAAACUGGCGGGACGAAAAAAUGGCUUUUCCUUGGGAUCAACAGUCCAGUCCAUGACUAAAGGUAUCUGGAUGUGGUGUUUCCCUCACCCUGUGAAACAGGAUCACACCCUGGUGCUGCUUGAUACAGAAGGACUGGGCGAUGUGGAGAAGGGAAACAGCCAGAAUGAUUCCUGGAUCUUCGCCCUUGCCGUUCUUCUGAGCAGCACCCUGGUAUUUAACAGUGUAGGGACAAUUGACCAGCAGGCCAUGGAUCAACUCCAUUAUGUCACAGAACUUACUGAGAAAAUAAAAGUUAAAUCAUGUGAGAAACAAUCAGAUUUGGAAGAUGAUUCUGCAGAGUUCAAGAGAUUUUUCCCUUCAUUUGUUUGGUGCGUCCGAGAUUUUAAUCUUCUGCUGACACUCAAUGGAAAGAACAUCACUGAAGAUGAGUAUCUGAAGAAUGCCCUGAAGCUAAGGCCAGGCAAGAAUGCAGCAAUUCGGAAUUAUAACCUACCCCGGGAGUGCAUACUCCAUUACUUUCAUUCACACAAAUGUUUUGUGUUUGAUCGACCGGCAUCUAAGGAGAAUCUCCAGAACAUGGAUAAUGUGCAGGAGUCUCAGCUGGACCCUGCCUUUGUACAACAGACAAAAAGAUUCUGUCAAUACAUUUAUGAGGCGAGUCCUGUUAAAACCCUAUCGGGUGGGUACACGAUGACCGGGAGAGGCCUUGGGGAUGUUGCAGUCUCCUAUGUAGAGUCAAUUCGUAGCGGUUCCAUUCCUUCUAUGGAAAAUGCAGUUGUUGCUUUGGCAAAAAUUGAGAAUGCUCGGGCCGUACAAGAAGCUUUAUCUAAGUACGAUGAGAUGAUGAGACAACAUGUAAACAGAUUCCCAACUGAGACACAUGAGGAGUUUUUGAACAUGGACAAGGAAGUUCAGGCAGAAGCAUUGAAAGUCUUCCUGAAACUUUCCUUCAAAGACGAAAACCAAGAAUACCAGUUCAAGCUUUUAGAAGAGUUGGCAGGUAAAAAGGCAGCGUAUCAGCAGAUAAAUGAAGAGGCGUCCGUGAGAAGGUGCAGAACCUUACUGCAGGAGCUCAGUGCUGGCAUGGAGAAAGGAAUAAGAGAAGGAAGGUUCACUGUGCCCGGAGGAUAUAAACUGCUUAUUGAAGACAAGAAAUCAUUGGAAGCCGAUUAUAUGAGGGCCAGAGGCAAGGGGCUAAAGUCCCUGGAAGUCUUGCAAGAGUUUCUGAAAGAAAAGGAGAAUGUGGAAUCCAGCAUCUUGACAGCAGAUAACACUUUGAAAGAACAAGAAAAAAAGAUGGCUGAGCAGAGAUUACAGGCAGAAGCUGCGGCACGAGACAAGGAGAUCCUGGAAAAGGCCAACAUGGAACUUCAGAAGAACAUUGAGAAUGAACAUGAAAGCUAUAGGAUGCACAUUAAAAUGCUGGAAAAGAAAAUGAGUGAAGAAAGGGAGAAGAUGAAGGAAGAAAAUGAAUGGCUGAUAAAAGAGAAACUCAAGGAACAACAAGAAAUGCUGGCCGGAGGGUUUAAACAGCAAUGUCAGAUGCUGGAGGAAGAGAUUAAGCAAUUACGAGAGGAGAACAGCAGACCCCAAUCCUUAUUGGGAGAAAUAAUAACAGCAAUAUUACCUGGUGCUUUAGGAAAAAUAGUGAAGAAAGUUCUGUUAUAGGAGCAGUUAUCUAUUGUGUAUUAAAGGGGUACUCCGCUGCUCAGCGUCAUGCGCCCUCCCAUAGAGGGGGCUAUCACGCCCCCUCCCAUAGACUUGCAUUGAGGGGGCGGAGCAUGACGUCAUGAGGGGGCGGUGCUAUGAUGUUACAAGCUCCCAGCUCCAGCGUUCGGAACAGCGGAGUACCCCUUUAAGGUGACCAUACAACUUCAUUAUCUCUGGUCUAAUCUACAUUAGACCAACAGUUAUUGCUUUUUCCCAACAUCACCCACAUCCCCCCCAGAACACACACACAUAUACACAAGAUAUACACAUAUACACAAGAUACACAUAUAUACACAAGAUACACACAUAUACACAAGAUAUACACAUAUACACAAGAUACACACAUAUACACAAGAUAUACACAUAUACAGAAGAUAGUUAGAUGCACAUUUAUAGAUAUAGCAUAGUGUACUAGAAGUGCUCACUCUAUAAGUAUUAGUUUAUGUAGUAAUGUGUGCCUUUCAAUAUGUUUACAUACCUGAAAAAACAGACUCUAAAACAUUUUGCGCAUCAACAUUGUUUUUAACCCGUUGAUGAUCUACAAAAUAAAAAGUGUGACAUUGGGACCCGGCAGUAGCUGUUUGCAUCCGACCCGUUUCAGGGUCCGUUUGGCUCGGAAAAAAAAGUGCUGAAUGUAAUUCAGAUUAUUGUAGAUGGUAACAGUUAGGCCCCUUUCACAAUGACGUAGUGCCCAUUGGCAAACGUCCGUCAGGCACUUUUUUUUGUGCCUUAACGGAAGUUAUUUUUGAUGGGGCACAACGGGAAACAACAGGUCCCGACAGAUCCCAUUUACUAUUAUGGGGUCCAUUAGGCGCCGUAGUUUUUUGACAGGACUAGCGGGAAGAAAAAUCAUUGCAUGAUGUAUUUUUAUUCCCGAUAUUCUCCCGGGGUUCCCCGAUGGACGUCACACUGCC